Molecule: messenger RNA, 1518 nt
Organism: Fusarium coffeatum
Lineage: Eukaryota; Fungi; Ascomycota; Sordariomycetes; Hypocreales; Nectriaceae
Exons: 6
Coding region: 1-1518 (505 amino acids)
Biological process (GO): transmembrane transport
Cellular component (GO): membrane
Molecular function (GO): transmembrane transporter activity
Source: RefSeq, a predicted model, not a curated record
AUGUCCGGCUCCGAAAAGGGACCUACUAUCAAUCACGAUGAAGGCAUGGCUGAGAUACAGCCGAGCAAAACGGUUGACACCGUCCAUAAGGAUGAAGCCAUGAAGGUUCUAGCGGCUUAUCAAGGCGAUGAGAUGUGGACGGAUGAGGAGGAGAAGAAAUUGCGUCGCAAGAUUGAUUGGAGACUUAUGCCUGUUCUGUGUGCGACAUACAUGUUGCAGUAUUACGACAAGGCGAUGCUUUCUCAAGCGGCUUUGUUCGGAUUGAGACAAGACUUAGGUCUCCUUAGCGGAGAUCGAUACGCCAUGUCAGCCUCGAUCUUUUACCUUGGUUUCAUUGUGGGAGCCUAUCCGACCAUGAUGCUUGCCCAACGAUAUCCGAUCGAACGAGUUGCUUCUGGCAUUGUUACAAUCUGGGGUAUUUGUCUUAUCUUGACCGUGGUCUGUAAGGAUUACAAGACCCUCUAUACGCAGCGGUUCUUUCUUGGGUUCUUAGAAAGUGGCAUUAGCCCAAUGUUUAUGAUGAUCGUCGGGAGCUUCUACAAGAAGAAUGAGCAAGCUAUGCGAAUGGGUAUCUGGUACAGUUGUACUGGCUACGUCUCGAUCAUCUCCCCCCUCGUCAACUAUGGAUUCGGUCUCAUUAAUGGGGGUGUUUCUUCUUGGAAAUAUAUGUACUAUUUCGCCGGUUCUCUUACCAUUGUCUGGGGCAUCAUACUCGUCUUCGUCUUGCCUCCAGACCCAGUUCGAGCCAAGGGCUUCAACGAAAGGGAGCGAUACAUCAUCGUCGCUCGACUCAAGUCUAACAACUCUGGAGUUCGAAACACCCACCUGAAGGUGGCCCAGAUUUGGGAGCUUUUGCUGGAUACUAAAUUCUGGGUCGUUUUCGCUAUCGCCUUUUUGUCAAUGAUUGCAAAUGCACCCAUCUCUACAUUUGUUCCCAUCAUCAUCAACGGAUUUGGGUUCAGCACUCUUAACUCACUGCUGCUUAUGAUGCCCUGUGGUCUGUAUGCAGGAACUCUUCAACUGCUCAUGCCCUACCUUGCCUACCGAUACAAGAACGUCAGAACGUAUUUAAUCUUCGUUGCUCAGCUCGGCACAAUUCUGGCUUCUCUUCUUCUUUGGCUUCUUCCUCAAUCGGCGACAGGUGCCCUUCUCUUUGCGGUCUAUAUCCUUCCCUCUGUUGGUGGUGGAUAUGCUGUGCUUAUGGGUCUGCAAAUUGCCAAUACAGCAGGCUAUACAAAGCGUUCCAUCGCUUCUUCUGGCCUCUACAUCGGCUACUGCAUGGGUAAUUUCGUUGGGCCCCUGUGCUUCAAGAAGGAAGACGCGCCUCGAUACGUGCCAGGAUUUAUUGUUGUGGUUGUGACGGCUAUUGUGGCUGCCUUGCUAGCAAUUGCACAUCGUCUUAUGUGUAUGUGGACUAACAAGAAGCGCGACAAGGCUGGUAUCAUGGAGGGAUUUGAUCAUGCAUACGAAGAUGAUCUCACCGACAAGAAAAACAUGCAAUUCCGCUACAUUCUGUAA